AUAUAUUUAAAUGCAACAGUACAAUCUAAUUUCUCACAGAAUUCACUUCAAAUCAAAUUUAAUUAAAACCAAAUAAUAAGUGAAAAAAAAAACAGUUUAAAUAAAGCCAAAAAAAAUUACAGUGCCAAAAAAAAAUCGCAAUUGAUAUCAACAAAACCACCCACCAUGCUGGACAGAUUACCGAUUGCACCGAAACUGUUAACCUUAAACAAAGAGAGACCAAUACUUCAAUUCGAAAAAGAAAUAGGCUUUGCCAAGGUCGAUCAUGUGGAUGAUACCGAAGUGGAUCGCAUUGCCCAAUGCAUUGCUGGCCGGGCAAUAUUUUUAACCGGUGCCACAGGAUAUUUGGGGAAAGCUCUAGUCGAAAAAUUGCUAAGAUCAUGCAGUGAUUUGAAAAAAAUCUAUCUUCUAAUGCGACCCAAAAAGGGCAAAUCUCCGGAGGAACGUCUCAAAGAGUUGGUGGACAGUGUGUUAUUCGAUAAAGUUAGGGAACAGCAUAGCUUGGAUUGGGUAAUAAGCAAGGUCAAACUUAUAGCCGGCGAUGUUAUGGAACCCCAGCUGGGAAUAUCUCCAGAAGAUAUUGAAAUCUUAAGGAAUGAAGUCUCCAUUGUGGUGCAUUGUGCGGCAACAGUGAGAUUUGAUGAGGCCCUGCGCAACGCCGUCUUUCUUAAUGUACGCGGAACUAGAUAUAUGCUGGACUUAGCUAGUACAUUUAAAAAUUUAAAUGUAUUUUGGUAUGUCUCCACCACGUAUUGUCAUGUCCACAUAGAUAAUCUUUACGAGAAACCCUAUGAUCCACCUGCAGAUCCGCACAGUAUAAUAAAAAUGUGCGAGAUGUUGAGUGACAAAGAUGUAGCGGAUGCCGAAAAAUGUAUAAUGGGAAACAUUCCAAAUUCGUAUUCAUAUACAAAAUCCUUGGCUGAGGCCUUGGUGGUGGAGAGAUUUGGUAAAAUGCCGGCGGGCAUAAUUCGACCAUCGAUUGUAAUACCCCCACUUCGUGAGCCAAUUCGAGGUUACACUGACAAUAUGAACGGUCCCAUUGGUAUCUUACUUGGUGCCGCAAAAGGCGUCAUACGCACAAUGUAUAUUCGAGAAGAGGGCUAUGGUGAUAUGGUACCACUCGAUUUUGCUGUAAGUGGAAUUAUAGCAUCCACAUGGCGAUAUCUGACGACAGACGUUGAGCCCAUGGAAAUGCCCAUUGUCCAUCUGUCAUGUGCAAAAGAUAUGAAAAUAACAUGGAGGGAGCUAAUUGAAGUUGGUCGUUGGGUUGUUGACAAGAAGGUGCCGGUUAAUGGCGUAGUCUGGUAUCCGGGUGGUUCAAUAAAGUCUAAUAUAAUACUUCAUUGGAUAUCGAUGAUAUUGUUCCAUUGGCUGCCAGCAUUACUCUUGGAUACCUUGCUGGUACUAUUCCGCCAGAAACCCGUUUUAAUUCGUGUUCAAAAGCGCAUCACCAAAGGCUUAACUGUGAUCGGCUACUAUGCCAAUGGAACAUGGAAUUUUGAUAAUUCAAAUGUUAUCGGGAUGCGUAAGCUUAUGAACAACAGAGAACGUUUGACAUAUCCCAUCGAGGUGUUCGAAUUUGAUCCAACUGAUUAUUUCGCCGAUUGUUUGAUGUGUGCUCGCCGUAUUAUUCUCAAACAGACAGAUGAUACCUUACCAGCAGCUAAAAGGCACUUGAGAAUUAUGUGGUGCCUGGAUAAACUUGUCAAAGGUCUUUUCCUAUUCGGCUUUUGUUAUUACAUAUAUCAACAUCUGUUUGCCGAUUUCAUGAACGGAUUCUCCGGUCAUUACGCUGGAUAUAAAGAGACCAAAUCCCUGAUUACAAGCAAUGUCUCCAAUUUGACAACACCGGAAUGGAAUCAAACCCACAUUGGAGGGAUACUUGAUGAUCAAAACUCCCCACCAUGCUGGACAAAUUGCCGAUUGCUCCAAAAAUUUUGACCUUU
Molecule: messenger RNA, 1946 nt
Organism: Musca domestica (house fly)
Lineage: Eukaryota; Metazoa; Arthropoda; Insecta; Diptera; Muscidae
Product: putative fatty acyl-CoA reductase CG8306
Exons: 8
Coding region: 166-1941 (591 amino acids)
Biological process (GO): long-chain fatty-acyl-CoA metabolic process
Cellular component (GO): peroxisome
Molecular function (GO): alcohol-forming very long-chain fatty acyl-CoA reductase (NADP+) activity
Source: RefSeq, a predicted model, not a curated record